UGCACUCUUCACCAUGUACCUACACUGGCUACUGUUGGUUCUUGCCUCAGUUGGGUGGGUGUCUAAUGCUGAAAACUGCAGUUUUGCUGAUUAUUCUUCAGCUUACAAGAACAUUUUCGAACACCUUGGCCUCGACAAGAACAACAUUCUGAUGCCAGACAUACGGCCUUUAUACUGGAGCCAUACUACCGAUGUUUAUGUGGACCUAUAUGUGACCUCCAUCAUAGAUGUGAAUGAAAAAGAUCAGAGCAUCACAACACAGGUCAAAAUGAUAACUUUUCAGUUAAAUGGCCUGUUCUGGUGGUUCGAAGACUUUUGUGGAAUUCAAACAAUUGCAGUAAAAAAAGAUAUGCUUUGGACGCCAGACAUUCUUAUCAAAGAAAGCAUCAAGACAGAGUUUGGAACAAAGCAGUCUCCAUAUGUGCAGUUAAACUUUUGGGGAAUGUCAGUUUCAGUUGAUAUUUUAGCACUGACCACUGCUUGUAAGAUGGACCUGUACAGAUUUCCCUUUGACACCCAAAUCUGCAACAUAACACUUCACUCUGCAGUGUAUACAAAGGAGGAGCUUACCAUUAAUCCAUUCUCUAAUAAUAAAAGCCUUUCCCAAGAGUCAAAGGAGUUAUUUCAGGCCCAGGGAGAGUGGGAACUCCUCAGUAUAGAUAUUUCUGAUUAUACAUCCAACUUUCUAUGGAAUUCACAGGAUCUGCUGAUAUAUCAGAUCACCAUCAAGAGGAGACCUCUACUGUAUGUCAUGAACAUUAUCCUACCAGUAUUUGUAUUCCUUGUGCUGGAUGUGAUGUCCUUCUUCAUAGAUGCAAGUGGAACAGAAAAGCUGAGCUUUAAAGUGACUUUACUGCUGUCUGUUUCUGUGUUGCUGCUGAUUCUUAAUGACACGCUGCCCUCUACAUCUGACAAACUCCCACUGAUUGGGAUUUACUGCAGUGCGAUUUUCAGUCUCAUUGGCAUCAGCAUUCUGGAGACCAUCCUUGUGAAUCUUUUGAAGGCUAAAGGAGCAGAGAAGAGAUCAGUGGAAACAACAGCUGCUAUUACUGGACAAGAUAAUGUAGAAGACCUGCAGAGCCCUCCAGACUCAGUUAGAGAUCAGGAUGGGAUGCAGAGAUCACUGUGUUGGACCAGAGUGGCAAGAAUCAUAGAUGUGACUUUCUUGGUUCUUUACAUAAUAACCGUUAUUGUGUUUCUGUCUGUUCUCAAGAGGACUUGGUUUCCAUAGUGAUGUCUUAUACAUGAGAUGGCACACAAUGAAAACAUUAUUUAUUAUUAAUAAAAAACUAUUAUUUAGACAUUAUAAUCACUGCAAAAAAAAAACUAAAAUUAUAUUUGUAACAGUAGCAAUAGCAGUAGUUUUACCACUUAUUUUACAGAUUUUCUUGUAUUUCUGAAAUAUUGAAAAUAUUAAUAAAACUGUGUGGUUAGGGUUAGGGUUAGAAUUAGGGUUUGGCUUAGGGUUAAUUGCAUGUAAUUUAGCAUAAUUUAAUUAUAUUAUAAUAGUAAGUACAUGU
Messenger RNA from Carassius carassius (crucian carp), 1520 nucleotides. Its product is annotated as 5-hydroxytryptamine receptor 3A-like. Gene Ontology annotation, biological process: monoatomic ion transmembrane transport; regulation of membrane potential; chemical synaptic transmission. The record is from RefSeq and is a predicted model, not a curated record. The transcript is spliced from 9 exons. Lineage: Eukaryota; Metazoa; Chordata; Actinopteri; Cypriniformes; Cyprinidae. Bases 14 to 1231 code for a protein of 405 amino acids. Gene Ontology annotation, cellular component: neuron projection; synapse; membrane. Gene Ontology annotation, molecular function: extracellular ligand-gated monoatomic ion channel activity; transmembrane signaling receptor activity; neurotransmitter receptor activity.